Molecule: messenger RNA, 261 nt
Organism: Protopolystoma xenopodis
Lineage: Eukaryota; Metazoa; Platyhelminthes; Monogenea; Polystomatidea; Polystomatidae
Source: the annotation of a GenBank genome assembly
AUGGAGGAGCGUCAAUGGCUAGUCGCCACCUGCACGAAGAGUCAAGGCUGGGACCGAAUUGAGGCUGUCUUAAGUGGAUCUUCAUUCGAGCCUUCAAGUCGCUGCUGCUGCUGCAACUACAACCUGCACAUGGCAGGCCUCCCGGGAGCGGAGACUGAAAUGACAGGCCUAUCUCGGGGCCCCGCAACUGGGCAUCAGGUGCUGGACGGUGUUGCGGACUCCAGCCGAUCGGCUAGCCAUGCUGCAGACGAGGCUGAGUAA